GGCGCUGGGCUCCCCGCGCGCGAGUGAGGGCGGGCGACUGGCGCGGGUUUCUUCCGCGUUCGCGCCCUCGGGUGGGGUGGGGGGUCAUUGGAGGGGCGCCGACCGCAUCGCGGGUCCGGCCGGGAACCUGGAGAGGGGAGCCCGGCCCCUAUGGCCGCAGCAGGUGGACGCUAAGGACUUCCUGGAGGAGGUGGCGCGGCGGAGGGUCGGAGGCGCGGAGCAGCCUGAUGGCAGCCAGCCUGCCCCAUCUCAGAGACCAGGACUUGGAAGCUGUAUUCCUGACGGCUGGGUGGAAGGAGUUGCUGUCCUUUGAGGAUGUGGCUAUGUACUUCACCAGAGAAGAGUGGAACAAACUUGACUGGGCUCAGAAGGACCUCUACAGAGAUGUGAUGCUGGAGAAUUACAGAAACAUGAUCUUGUUGGGUAAUACUCAGCUUGAAGGUUUGGCUUUGAGUGUCUCCACAAGUCCUCAGUCCCUUAUUUGCAAUUCCAAAAUCAGAGAAACUCCGAAAACUAGUUUUUUUCCUAGCUCUGUUUGGCAGCAAGACCCAACCUGAUCUCUUCCCACAGGAAGCUAUGUCUCAUCCUUAUUUUUCCCACCUGGUCUUUGUAUCUAUCUGUUUAGCAUCAGAAAUAUCAGUGUGUUUGAUUAAAGGUACAGCUCCAACCCCUGUUGGGGGCGGUACGUAAUAGAAAAUAUACACACCAGUCACCUUUCUAAAAUCUGGAAAAAAUUCUGAAUCCUGAAACACGUCUGGCCUCAAGGUUUUCAAAUAAGGGAUUGUGGACAAUGAAUAGUUUCCUU
This is a messenger RNA of Ailuropoda melanoleuca (giant panda), 805 nucleotides long. Its product is annotated as zinc finger protein 3. NCBI's taxonomy places the organism in Eukaryota, Metazoa, Chordata, Mammalia, Carnivora, Ursidae. Gene Ontology annotation, biological process: regulation of DNA-templated transcription. The record is from RefSeq and is a predicted model, not a curated record.